Molecule: messenger RNA, 1396 nt
Organism: Zootermopsis nevadensis
Lineage: Eukaryota; Metazoa; Arthropoda; Insecta; Blattodea; Termopsidae
Source: RefSeq, a predicted model, not a curated record
CUAGCAGGUGAAUGUCGUCUUUAGUUAAACUGAUAGUUCAACAGACUGAGGAUUUCUGUAAGAGAUAAUUCUUGGUAUUGUGCGCUGAAAAACUCAUUAAGGGAUUUUAUUUUCACGAGAAAUAUGGUGGUAAUGCUGAGAACCUGUUGCUGCGGCUGGUCUUUGGGAACAGGAACCAUUAUUAUAGGAAUUGUAGAAACGUUAGGCGGAAUUACGAACGUCAUACUUAGCAUAAUAGCUGCCGCUGAAGCCGAACUAGAUCCCAGAGCUGAAGAGAGUGUACUCGAUGCCUUGGACACUAUCAAAGUAACGAAUAUCUUACUCGCUGUGGUCGCAGCGGUACUCACAAUAUUGGGAGUCCUGCUUAUAGCUGGCGCGAAAAGAAAUUCUCCUUCACUUCUAGUUCCGUGGAUGAUAUACACUUGUUUUUAUAUAUUUGCUACAGUGGUUUCAUACGUCAUAAAUACUGUUGCAUACUCCGAGGCAGGCAAACCUUUGCUGGCUGGCAUUUCUGUUAUAGGAGCCAUUCUUAAUCUAUCGAUCCAGACGUACUUCAUCCUCGUUGUAUACAGUCUCUAUCGAGAGCUGAGGGGCGAAGACCUUCUCAACCUCUGAUGUGGACCGUAGCAGUGUCUUUCAAGAAAAGAGAAAUCGUCGAAACAUUGACUUAGGUCAUACAGAGUCCUUAAUUUUAUAGUGAACAGUUCGUGCCACAAUUAUCGGUUGAAAUCCUCUGCUAAGUUUCGUAUUUGUUUGAAGAAUAAUCCCAAAAUAACCAUUCUGGGGGUUUCUGACGAUGGUGUAAUACAAAAUCCAACAAUCCUGACUAAAAUAAGUACCACGUUUUCUAUCUCUCCACGCAGGUCUUCUGAGUUGUGACGCCGUGUGGACUUGCAGAUACUUACCAACAUUUAGGAGGAACACGCUGCCUCCAUCUUCAGGUGUAAGUAACAUGAAGGCAGUGUGUCCUUCCGAAACGUAAAAUCUGCCUACAGGUCCACGAUCCGAUACGUUCACCGCCGCAUGAAUCUCGAUUUUCUAUCGGUUUACACCCCGUUGAAAAAUUAUAUUGUCAAGAUCAAAGUUAAGUUCUGUGACCGGAAAUACAAGCUGUGGUCCAUAUGAUGUUUCUUUCUUUUUUUUCUCCGGGAAAGUAUUUAUUAAUAUUAUGAUUAUAGUGCAACGGCUGCUAGAGGAGUGUUCAUUUAUUGACGUUGCUGAAUGACGACAAAAGAGCUCAUAACGAUGAUGAAUAUCGAAUUAACAGUUGGCACAUGCAAUAAGAAAGUGCACUGUUAAUAAUCCUAAAGAUACGUAGUAAGUAACCUUAAGUAUCAUAUAAUUACAGACUUAUGUCAUUAGCCAUUUAAAUGAUAUUUCAAUGUGUCAUUUAAAA